GGGGUGGAGUGGCCGAGGAGAGGCUGUCUGCGUUCAGAUGGAGGAUUAAGCUGGUCCCUGUCCUGACAGCAUCCACCACCGACACGCAGCCCAAACAUCACCCCGCACCCGUCUGUAUCAGCCGGAUCCCGCUCCCUUCAUCCCGUGCUGGCUCUCCAUCGCCGGACCGCACCGGUCCACACCCCCGGACCGGACCGGUGUCUUUUCAAACCACGAGAUCAGUUCUUAUUGGUCCUGAUGGUUGUGAGGGCCCGUCUCCGCCACCUCUCAACCAGUCCGCACAAGAGAGAUGUGACAUCCAAUCACACGCUGAGGUUUCUGCAUUCUGGAGCUGUUAGGACCCAAGCCACACCCAGUUAGAUGGAGGAGCGAGAGAGAAGCAGAAGUCGAUCUCCACGCAGGGUCGGUCGGGUGGAGCAGGUGGUGGGGAAAUGGCUGCGUCGCUCUCGAGACUCUCUCAGCAGGGAGCGUAUUUUAGGAGGCAGGAGGUCGCGCUCUGGGGAUUCGGGCCAGCAGAACUUCCCUGUGAAGGUGAUGGUGGAAGUGAUCAGAGAUGCUGUCCUGGACUCCCAUGGAUUCACUCUCUCAUCACAGCACCCCCUGCUGGUCAGGGACAUCACUCCAGGAGGCCCAGCAGACGGUAAGCUUUUUCCUGGAGAUCAGAUCCUAAAACUGAACAAUAAAGCCAUAGAAGAUCUUUUGCCUGAAAACGUGGAUCAGAUGAUAAGGGAUUGCCAGGACUCUGUAACCAUGACGAUCCUCAGAAAUAUGGCGAAUCCCAAGUCUUCAUUCAUAACAGCAGAGAAGAGAGCUCGUCUGAGAAGAAACCCCGUUAAAGUGCGCUUUGCAGAAGAGGUGGUCGUCAACGGACACACUCAGGGAAACUCUCUUCUCUUCCUGCCCAACGUUUUGAAGGUGUAUCUGGAGAACGGCCAGACCAAAGCCUUCAAAUUUCACAAGACCACCACUGUCAAGGAUAUCGUGUUGACUCUGAAAGAGAAGCUGUCCAUUCGAUGUAUUGAGCAUUUCGCACUGGUGCUGGAACAGCAAUAUAACAUCACCAAACUACUGCUGCUGCACGAGGAGGAGCUCAUACAAAAGGUGGUACAGAAGAAGGAUUCCCAUGAUUACAGGUGUCUGUUCAGAGUCUGCUUCGUUCCCAGAGACCCAGUGGACCUCCUGCAGGAUGAUCCCGUGGCCUUUGAGUACCUCUUUCAGCAGAGUGUGGGAGAUGUGUUACAGGAGCGCUAUGCUGUAGAGAUGAAAUGUAACACAGCGCUGAGACUAGCCGCUUUGCACAUGCACGAGAAACUGGCAAGCUGUGGACAGACAAUGAGAGCAUCUGUUAAGAGCGUUGUCAAGGAGUUUGGUUUGGAGAGCUUCAUCUCUCCCACUCUGCUGAGGAACAUGAGAGAGAAAGACCUACGGAAAGCUCUCAACCACCACAUGAAGAAGAUCCAGUCGCUACUAGAACCACGUCAGAAGGUGAUUUCGGUGUCUCAGGCCCGGUUGGCUUAUCUGACCCAGAUGGCAGAGCUGAUUUCAUACAGCGGGAGAAGCUACAACGCCACCAUGCUGUUGCAGGACAGGGAGUCAUUGGUGAGUUUGCUGGUGGGAGCGAGAUACGGGAUCAGCCAAAUACUAAACCACCAGCUCAACAUGAUUUCCACCAUCAUAGACUUCCACUACAUCACCAGAAUAGAGGUGCUGUCAGAGUCCGACAGAGUCAGCAUGCUCAAGAUUUACCUGCAGGACAUCCAGCCAAUAGCCCUGUUAAUGGAAUCGGUAGCAGCUAAAGAUCUGGCCUGCCUCCUGGCUGGAUACUGCAAACUCCUGGUUGACCCUAAUAUCAAUGUGUUUCGAUGGGGACCCAGACCUAAAAUGCGACGCAUUCCGGCAGAAGAAGGGUAUGUUUCUCGGUGUGGGAGCGAUUCAGAAGACAGUUCGGAGGAUGACUAUGCUAUGGAGGGACUGCUGGACACUCAGCUAUCAGAGGACACUAUGUCUACUCAUACAAAUGAUGGCACGGAGGAAGGAGAGGAAGCCGAGGGUAAAAGUGAAGCAGAGGCAGAAAAGGUCAGAGUGAUUGUAACGCAUACCUUUUUAGAAGAUGAAGGAGAUGAGGCGAGCAAGAGAGAGUCUGUUGGAGAUGAGGAUUACGCCAUUACAAUGGAUUCCCUUUUGGAGACAGGUUGGUACACGGACCCUCGAGUCAACAGCAGCUUCUCUAGUUUAUCCAGUAACUCGCUAAAUGCACUGGAGGAGAGUAUUAAGGCAGCCAUUGGUGGGCUUGGCCAUAUGGAUAUGUCUCUGGAAGAGAAACCCAGUUCUGGUGCCUCGAGUCUGGAUGUCCACCACCCUUACCUCCUGGAGGUGCCAGAGUGUUUGGAUGAGAGGGGCAGUUUAAACAAACUCAGACGACAUUCAGACCUGACCUACGAUAAUCACUCAGGUCUGUGCUUUUCUGAGCUCUCCCAAAUGUCUGACAGCUUGCCAAGCCCACCUGCAGCCAGCGACGAUGCUUUGAGUGAGGAUGACGAGGAUGACGAAGGAGGAGACAGUGAAAAAGAUGGUCGCAUUUCCGCCAUGUCGGCAGAAUUUGAGGCUGUGUUAGCCUCUUGUACCCCUAACAGCAUAAAUGCUAAAUUAGCAGGGGUAAACUUUCAGGAACUCUUCACCAGGAUUCACAACCAUCCAGCACGUAGACAAGAGGGAAAAAGUUUCCCGCAGAAAAAGAUAAAUGAAGCUAAACAACAAGGACCAUCCUCAAAAUUAAUAGCACAAUCUGUGCUGAAGAGAGCUGUGCCCUCAAAUGUCACUGACAAAUCAAAGGACUCCAGAGACAGUUGUUCAGAAUCUGAGGAUGAAUUUUUUGAUGCCCAAGAUCGAUUGACCCCUCCCAUCACAGAGCAAGCCAUCACAGAGAAAAGCUCAGAUUCUGAAAACAAACAUCCUUCUUCUAGUGACAUUAAGGUUAGUGUGGACAAGAAAAAAACUCCAGAAUCCAGAGACAGCAAAGCAAAAGACAGCUCCACAUCAGAGACCUUUAAAGAAAAACCUUCUCUUGUCAACCAUUUCCCUGAACUGGAAGUCCAUCAACCCUCACUGAUUUUUCUCCCUAAACCUUCACCUGUGGAACCUAAAACAUUCUCUGCUAACCACUCCACAGGGCAGAAAACCCAGCACUGCAAUGGAGACAUCCCAGGUCGAAAUCCACACUUAUCAUCACAGCUUCUAGAGAUGGAGCCAGAUACCAUGGAGUUUAAACCAGUCACAGGGCCUGGACCACCAUUGUCUUCCUCGUUAAUUACAGCAGUACGCCAAGCUAUCUAUCCCCAACAGACCUUAGUGGACCCAGAGACUGUUCAAAAUGGACUGAGACCACAAAAUGGAAUAACUGACCAGGACCCAGACGGUCUAGAUAAAGAGACUACUCCAAAUCAUGUGAAAAAUCUUGAAAAACUUGAUAGUCAAGAUAAUAAGCCAAACCCGAAAGAGCCAACAAAUGCCAAAGGAACAACCGAAUUUGGGAAAAUAACAGCAGACAGCAAAGGUCCUCUACAACAAGAAUCAUCAAACUCUCUUGAAUACAGAAAAUCAGAAAAUAAAAUGCCCCAUAUGAACACAAAGCCCCCAAUACCUCCCAAGCCAUCAUUUAUUGGUUUACAGCCAUCCUCAAAUGUUAAUACCCAGUCACAAAAGACUGGGGAAAAGACAAAAGUUCCCCCCAAUGGUCUUUCUCUACACCCCUGGUCUCAGAGAAAUGGUACCUCCCCACCCUCUACACUGAGUAAGGGAGUUUCUCUAAGUCAUGAGAAUCUAAGAACUGAACUGAAGGCCGAAAGCUCUACAGUCAAACGUACAAGUGCUUCAACCACUCCUACCCCAUCUCCAUCUCCCUUACCGUCUCCUUCAGUUCAGUCUGUAAAUAUUGUUCCUGAAGAUCCAGCUCAAAGUGGGACCAGCUUCCCUAGCAGAACAGGCUCGUCUGGACGUCUAUCUGCCACAGCCUUGCGGGGGAAAAUUCAGGAUAUGCCCUGGUACCUCACCCGUUCCCAAGAGAUCUUGGGGACAGUAGCACUCAGCAACACUAUUUCAUCGACAGGCAAUAUAGCUACCAUUGCAACAGAUGUGAAUCAUGAUUCCAAGAAGGUAUCUCCCAAGGCCACUUCAGUGCCAUCUUUGAUAGACUGGAAAGAGAAAGAUGCUGAAGUAGUCAUUGUGAAGCUCAAAGAUGGACCUGAGGAAGUGACCCCAACUCCUGUGAAAGACACUAACGGGAAACCUCCAACAUCGUCAAGCCAUCCUGACCUGAGGCAGAAAUUGUCCACAGAAGCUACCGAGUUGCACAGGCAUUUUGGGACCUGCAAGUCUGAACAACCUCAGUCACACAAAGAUAACCCUUCAGACGUUCAACUUGACAAUGUGUCUUUAUCCUCGACAAGUCCUUCUCAUCGUGAUGCAUGUGGCUGCCAUACAGUCUAUGCCAACUGUUUCAGCGGAGAUACAGAUGACAACUGCAGCUUUGAUGAAGAUCUGACUGUUUACGAGUUCUCCCGUCGAAACCGAAUCAGUAAACCACCACAACCCAUGCCGGUUCCCUCCCCUGCAACCCUUUCUGGUCCGUCACCAAAUGUUCUCUCCCUACUCAGAGAUUCCCCUCGUCCCCUAUCUUCAUCCUCAGAACUCAGUCCACUCCUGGUUCCUCCCAGAUUUCUGGAAUCUCUGCCUUUAGACUGUGGACCAAUGAGUAAUCCUCUCAGAUUUUUGCAAGGUCACCGUUAUGCUGCCGGUCAGAAAGGUACAGGGCUUAAAGAUGGCUAUGCCUGUUUGCAGCGGGAUAUUGAUGAACUUCUUAUGGUUUUGAAGAAAGGACCUUCUGCAGUAUACCCUCCAACCCGCAAGGGGGAAUGCGAAAAUGGAAAUGUGAAUGGGAAUUCGCUUUCAGAGACAGAGAGGUGCCUGGUUCAGGCGGAGGCACGGAGAUUGGCAUCAGGAUGCCAAAGAGCCACACGGGUAGGAUGGGCACCUGACGAUGCUCUUCUGUCACUCGGAAACAGCUUUGGAGCUCUAGUGCAACUUACCUCAACCUGCAUGCGAGUUCCUUGUUCGGACUGUGGAGGCUGUCAUGGGGACAUUGAUGCAGAUGAGGCUCUGAGGAAGCUUGAAGAGAUCGUGGACCUAUAUAAGGAGUUUGUAGGUGCUGUAGAGACAGCAAGAGAGGGCGAAGGUGUCAGGCUCUUAGCCAAGCAGUGUACUGUUCUCAUUUCAACCGUCUUCUCACUAACACAGCUAUUUCGGACACGGACACCAGACAUAGACAAUGGAAAUGUACCUCUGAACUUUUAAAUUUCACCUUCUGGCACCCUCUUAAGAGACUGUAGAGUGUGAGCAUAGAAUUGUACUUAAAGUAGCAAUGCCUUUCUGGCAUCUAAAAACUGAUUGUGUGCUGGCACACAAGAAUAAUAGUAAGUGCCGCGAACGUACACACAGUUAGCAAACUAACAUGUCAGAACUGUUAUGUGUUAACCUGUUUGUCUUGCCAAGUCUCCCUAUAAACAUACUGGAAUUAUGCAUUCAGACAUAGCUAUUUUCUAACAGUUCUUUAAUUCCUGAUGUAUGUACAGUCUGUAGUAUGUAUUUAUUUUUUACAUACAGUAUAAGCGCACCGUGGUUUCUAACCUACUAUACUUGCAUUUUGUUUGUUUGUUUUUUUGGGUAUAUGUGAAUCCCUACCUCUUGCUCUAAUAACUGAGAUAAACAGUGUUAUGAAACUUCACUUGUUUUCAUGAUUAGUUUAGUCAUGCUGCUCUAACAGAUUGAAGGAACAAAGUGAAUCAAGAAUCCACCAACCCCUAACAACAGAUGCUGGGACAAACACUAAGAAGCCCAAAUACUUAUGCAGUAAUGUUUCACCGGACUAUCCAAAGGACUUUGAUUUCAUUUUGUCUAUGAUACCUUUCAGGCUGUAGAAUGAGAGUUGAUGGCAAUAGAAGUGCGGCGGUUUGGCAUUUUUGUAUCUGUAUAUUGCCGUGUCAUGUUUGGCUUUUGAUGUUAGUUUUUAUAUUGGCCUAUCAGUUGACUGUUAACCACAGAGAUCGGUGUGGUCCAAAGACAUAAUAGCACAAUUGGGGCGUGUUUACUAAACAACGAUGUCACCACGUUACUGUAGCACCCUGUAAAACCGAUCCCAAUGAUAGCCAAACCACACAAUUUCUCACUCGUCUGUCAUUUUUGACUAUGCAAGCAUCACGAUUUAUACCCCAAUUUUUCCACAUAUUAUACUUUCUUACAUUUUAUACAUAUUAAUACAUACAUAAUUUUCAAUUUGUUAUCAAUCAUUAAUAUUUCACUUUAGAGGACAUCCCUGACAAGCCUAGGCCUUAUAUUUUUUCUUGGAAGAUUGUUGUGAAGUUUGUUGGAUUGCAUUAUUUUGCGAAUGCAGCGUAUAUUUAUUUUGCCUUCUGUUUAUUCAGACAAAAGGUUCAGUUGGAAAUAUGUUUUUCUUCCACCUUUGUAAAUGGUGAAAUGCACUGUAUUUAGUAUAUAUUAAAUGCUCAGUGUAAGUCAUCUUUGAGUAAGGCCAGAAACAUACCCCAUGCAAGUAUAUGAACUUAAAUGCUUCUAGCGAAACCAGCUCAAUUUUAUUGCAUAGUACAUAAAGCCUGUUGCCUCCAUGAGUUUUUUUUGGAUCUGCACAAUGCAUUGUUAAAGCCUUCAAAUCUGCUUUUCUGUACUUGCAUAGAGUGUUUCUAAUUUGAGAAGGCCAAUUUUGGUAUAUGAAUAUAUGAAUGAGGAGAUUAUCAAAGAUUACACUUGGAGUUUCGAAUAAUUGAGUCCUGGUGAUUCAUUUUCCCUUUGUUGCUGAUCUCAGACCAAUAUUGUGCGGUAUUACAGCCGAGCAUGAACAUUCUCACUGGCUGUUUCUAGAUCAGCUUUCUAAAGUCAACUUGCACCCAAAAUGCAUAAUUAAAUCGCCCAGAUCACCUGACUAAUUUGAAGUCAAUGGAUGGAUUUUGACAUCAGCCUUGUUCAGUUCUAAGUUACUUGACUUUAGAGAAGUGCUUCCAGACGGCAAGAAUAUCACCCAUAUUAGACACAUCCCUCUCAAUAAACACACUGCCAGAUUGUGGUUAUCAAGUCAGAAAGCUAGUUUGCAUCAAGAGAAAAGUAAUGGAAAGGAAAGAGACAAAUAUCUGUUACUAUUCAGUCUUUUCAUAGGAGCAAUUUUCAUAUCGGACUAUCAGAGAGCAAACAUAUUUCUGUAUUAAAAUCUUACUGUCAAACGAAGGCUCUAAGAAUGAUGAAGACUUAAAGGAACUGCCAAUGCAUUUGUAGCAACUACGGAAAGAAAAAAAAAAAUGCUUGUAAAGACCAUAUGUACUGAGACAUGUUGUAUGCUGAUGAUUGUGUUUCAAAGUGCACAAAAUAAAAUCAUAAAUGUGGCUUUACGUGAAUAUGAAGGCAAACAUCUGAAUAAAAUGAGAAGGGACAAUCGAAAGUAUGUUUUGCAUUCCCUCUACUGUGUUCAUGAUAAUAAAGGUUUGAUUUUGAAUGACAAA
Puntigrus tetrazona (Sumatra barb) is the source of this 7562-nucleotide messenger RNA. RefSeq names its product FERM and PDZ domain containing 1b (gene frmpd1b). Gene Ontology annotation, molecular function: protein binding. The transcript has 17 exons. NCBI's taxonomy places the organism in Eukaryota, Metazoa, Chordata, Actinopteri, Cypriniformes, Cyprinidae. The coding region runs from base 361 to 5349 and encodes 1662 amino acids. Gene Ontology annotation, cellular component: cytoskeleton. The record is from RefSeq and is a predicted model, not a curated record.